AGAAGGCCAAUAGGCAGGGUGACCACAAACGAUACGAUAGUGGGCACCCGUCUUCUUCUUUUGGUAGGAGGAAGUGAAAGCGCACAACCAAGAAGCAAAAUUUCUCAAAAAAAAAAUGCAGUCUUUCUCAGCAUUUCCUGCCAAAUCUUUCAUGCUUCUAUCAACACUUCUAUGUUUUCUCAAUAUCGCUGUUACCGAACAAGGGUUUUGCUCUGCACCAUCAGUAAUUGAUUCCAGUUCAAACGCCCAACCUCUUUAUUCAAAAGUCACCAACCCCACUCUCUCGCCUUCUCACCUACAAGAUUUACCUGGGUUUACUCGAAGUAUGUAUAGGAGUGAUCAUGCCUUAAUCACUCCUGAAAGUCAUGUUUUUAGCCCAUUGCCUGAUUGGAGCAACACACUAGGGGCAUAUUUAGUCUCGCCGGCAAUGGGUGCACAUUUUGUAAUGUAUAUAGCAAAGAUGCAAGAAGGUUCAAAAUCGGGACUCCCUCCAAAGCAUAUUGAGAGGUUUGUAUUUGUGGUUCAAGGGUUGGUGACACUCACUAAUGUUUCUGGCAUUUGCCAAACGCUGAUGGUAGACUCGUUUGCUUAUCUACCUCCUAACUCAGAGCAUCUCUUCGAAAGUUAUGAAUCUGCUACACUUGUUGUAUUUGAAAGAAGGUAUGCUUACCUGGAAAAUCAUAUUCCCGAGCCAAUUGUUGGCUCCACUGAUCAACAGCCACUUCUUGACACCCCCGGAGAGGUGUUCCAACUGCGGAAGCUUCUUCCUACAUCCAUGCCUUACGACUUCAACAUCCAUAUCAUGGACUUCCAACCCGGUGAAUUUCUCAAUGUAAAGGAAGUCCAUUAUAAUCAGCAUGGUUUGCUACUUCUAGAGGGACAAGGCAUAUAUCGUCUUGGUGAUAGCUGGUAUCCGGUUGAGGCUGGAGAUGCAAUCUGGAUGGCUCCAUUUGUGCCUCAAUGGUAUGCUGCCCUUGGUAAAGUCCGCACACGCUAUUUGCUCUAUAAAGACGUCAACAGGAAUCCUUUAUAACGCAUGAGGAAGACCAUGUCUAUGGAGUGUGAUGACUCGAAUCUUUUAUGAGUUAUUGGAGUUGAAAGCUUCAGUUCUGUCAAAACUAAUAUGGAAAUCAGAUCCUUUGGUUAAACACUUAAUUGACGUUUUGACAAUUCUUCUUUUACAUCCAUGACCUGACACGUUUGCGAAUGCCAUUUAUUGACUGGUUUGAAAUUAAAGGCUUUUUUUGUGAAA
Molecule: messenger RNA, 1252 nt
Organism: Cynara cardunculus var. scolymus (artichoke)
Lineage: Eukaryota; Viridiplantae; Streptophyta; Magnoliopsida; Asterales; Asteraceae
Product: (S)-ureidoglycine aminohydrolase
Exons: 13
Coding region: 116-1033 (305 amino acids)
Molecular function (GO): ureidoglycine aminohydrolase activity
Source: RefSeq, a predicted model, not a curated record